Molecule: messenger RNA, 546 nt
Organism: Malassezia pachydermatis
Lineage: Eukaryota; Fungi; Basidiomycota; Malasseziomycetes; Malasseziales; Malasseziaceae
Product: hit-like protein
Exons: 2
Coding region: 1-546 (181 amino acids)
Biological process (GO): double-strand break repair; single strand break repair
Cellular component (GO): nucleus
Molecular function (GO): double-stranded RNA binding; single-stranded DNA binding; mismatched DNA binding
Source: RefSeq, a predicted model, not a curated record
AUGCGCUGGGAUUUGGAGUUGCGAAAUGUGGCGAAGCGUCGUACGCCGUCCACGUUAUCAUCCAAUGUGCUAGUGGAUGCAGACGAAUAUACUUAUACCAUUUACGAUGGCUACCCGAAAGCGCAGUACCAUUUCUUGAUUGUGCCUCGUCUGCCCUGCUCCAUCGAAGGAAAAGGGCCAGGAGGGAAGAUAGAUGUCACUACAAACGACCUAAAUACCCUCAGCACCCUGCUUGCCAGUGGGCAUGCUGAGCCGAUCCUCGAACGGUUGGCACGCGCAAGCGAACGUGUACACGGUCACGGCGUGUAUGAGCCCGACAAGCCGCCAUCCGGGUCCGAAUGGGGCAUCCACUGUGGCUUCCAUGCUGUGCCAUCCAUGCGUCAUUUGCACCUGCACGUCAUUUCCGAUGACUUUGUCUCAGACCGAUUGAAAUAUCGCAAACAUUACCUAUCUUUCCACCCCACAUUGGACCACUUUGUUACGUUGGAAGAUGCGCUGGCAAUGGCCCGCCAAGGCGUACGAGAAGUAGGUGGCAUCACGAACUAA